CGCAGCGUUUAAACUGGUGUUGAGGCGGUUUGUGUUGAGGUUUUCCCCGUAUUUUGAAACGAGUAACCUACUCGACCUAAAACACUCCAGUCAUGGCAUCAAAAGGAGCAAAAGAAACAAUAGCACAUAAACUAGGAUUUAAAAACAGUGGCUCGAAGUCCAUGGAAGCUGAGCUGGAGAAGGUGAAGAAAGAAAACGCCCAGCUGAAGAAGACUUUGGAUGAAAUGUCAAAGCGAAACGGAAAGCAUCCGCUUACACGUCGUGAUUCGGACAAAGCUAAACUUCUGGAGAGAAUUGUGUCCCUGGAGACUCUGAGGGAGACGAACGCUCAGCAGCUGUUGGCUAAGGAGCAGGAGAUUGCCAUCUUGAGACAGCAGCUGCGGACAGAGAGUGGAGAGGUGGUGGCGUCGCUGCAGGACCAGCUAGAGCUGAAGAAAAAGGAGGCAGAGCAGAAAGACAAAGUAUUCCAGGCCCUCUUGCAGGAGACAGAAGAGCUGAAGAACAAGCUUGUGACGGUCACGCAGAGAUCCCAAGCACUUCAGAAAAGCAGCACAGAGUUACAGGUUUCUUCGAGUGAGAUUACCAUGGUCCAAGAGCAACUGCGAGAUGCCUUGGAGAAGAACCAGCACUGGCUUGUUUAUGAUCAGCAGAGAGAGGCCUAUGUUCAGGGGAUUCUGGCAAGGACGGCAGAGCUUGAGCAGCAGUUAAACCAAGCCAAGCAAGCUCUCAAGCAACCACACAAAGAAGCCAAUUCAGAGGACCAGUCAUUGCCCACUGCUAGGCAAGAUCAGGAGCAAGUGCUGCAGGUAGUGCGACGGGAGCUACAGGAAGAGCGAGAGAGGGCAAGCCAGCUGCAGGCUAAGCUGAAGGAGCUGAAGGCCCAAUGUGAGGACAGGAGUCGGGAGGUUGCACGAGCACAAGAGGAGCGGAGGAGUGUCCAACAGAUGCUGUCUGAUGAGAGAAAGCUGGCGGCUGAACGAACAGCCAGACUGCAAAACGAAGUGAACGCGGCUGAUGCCAGACUAGAGGACGAAAGGAAAAGAGCAGCUGAGCUGCUGCUGCAGGUGAACCUGCUGCAGAAGUCCGUACUGAAACAGCACGAUGAGCAACAAAGAAUUACUCUUCUGGAGCAACAGAUCCAGAUCUCAGCCAAAGACUUUGAGAAUGAGAAGUUAGACCGACAGAGUCUACAGCACCAGCUCCAUAAAGUUCUGAAGGAGCUUCGCAAAGCCAGAGACCAAAUCACCCGUCUUGAGUUCACAAAACAGCAGAGAGAAGCACGUUUCUCUGAGCCGAGCUCAUACAACAGGCUGGACGCUCAGGACCAGAUCCUGACCGCCAUGUCUCCAACGAAGACUUACAGCGCACUGGAUGAGAGUUUCCUGGAAUGUCCCAAAUGCAGGGCAUCAUACCCCACCAGCCAACAUAGAGAACUCCUCAUGCACCUGGACUGCUGCUUCAACUAAAACG
Molecule: messenger RNA, 1470 nt
Organism: Colossoma macropomum (tambaqui)
Lineage: Eukaryota; Metazoa; Chordata; Actinopteri; Characiformes; Serrasalmidae
Gene: cep55l
Product: centrosomal protein 55 like
Exons: 9
Coding region: 93-1466 (457 amino acids)
Biological process (GO): regulation of phosphatidylinositol 3-kinase/protein kinase B signal transduction; mitotic cytokinesis
Source: RefSeq, a predicted model, not a curated record